Molecule: messenger RNA, 1340 nt
Organism: Rhineura floridana
Lineage: Eukaryota; Metazoa; Chordata; Lepidosauria; Squamata; Rhineuridae
Exons: 3
Coding region: 572-1195 (207 amino acids)
Source: RefSeq, a predicted model, not a curated record
AUCGAAUCAGAACUGUGCACCGCAAAAACCUCAGUAAACUGAGGAAGCGGCGAGGAAGCUGUCCGACUUGCGUAACGAAAGGCGUGGCUUUAAAAUGACGAAGUGUACGCGAUGACAAUGCUUGGGCAUCCGAUGCUAUAUAAGAACAGAAAAUAUGCCUGGUUCAAACAGUCAGACAGCUGAUUUCUGCUGUUGGAAAAAUCAAGAGAAAGAAAAAUGCAAGCUAAUAAUGGCUGUAAUUGUGUGAAGGUAACAGGGCAAAGCUGUCCUGGAAGUGCAUUCUAAAGAUAUACACAGAAGAGGGAUUUCUAUUCCGAGGAACAUUAUAUUGUCUGGGACUAUUCUCUUUUUGGUCUAUUUUAUUUCGACGAAUCUGCUUUUUCACGACGCCGCUAAUUGUUUUGAUGCUGGGAACUAAAUUUGUUUUGUAUUCUUGAACAUAGAGAGAUAAGGCAGGCUGCUCUGUUUAUACUGUGAUGUCAUCAAGCCUGGAAUAUUAACCCAAUUGUUGCUGAAAUAAGAAGUGGUUCUUCUUUAUUUUUGUUUUGCUUUGUUUUCGUGGUUUUAAAAAAUGGCAAUCAAGAAAGUGGCUGAGAAUCUGGAAGUAAUUAUGUUUCAGAAAAUAAUGGAUGAGAUUGAGAUAACGAAACAAACCCUGCGACAGGGCAGUAAGGAGCUGAAAAUUGAACUGAGCGAAAUGACGCAGGAGCUUAAAGAAAUAGGGGAUCCUGUGAGAGAGGAGAAUGAGAUCAGAGAUGAGAAAAGAAAAAAUAAAGGGAAGAUACAAGCCCUGGAGAUUGGAACAAAUGUGGAAUUGGAAAAAGAUCUGGAGUUUAUGGAUAUUAGAAAUAAAAUCUACUGUUUGGAAUUUAACGUUAUCUCUGAAGAAAUUAAUGAAGAUAUUAGAGAUAAAGUUAUCAAUGGCUUGGAUAAUCUUCUGGACUGGAAUGACGUGAUGGAGCUUGAUAUAGAGAAAAUCUAUGGAACUAACAGCAGCCAUGUGACAAUGGAAAAACUCUCAAGAGAUGAACCAGUGCAUUUUGUAAAAAAGAAGAACAGAGAUAUGACUUUACAACAAUAUUUCAGCAACUUAUUCAGAAUUGAUGGCAAGAAAAUAUUUGGGAGAGAGGAAAUUCCCAUCAGACUCUUAUUAUAUGACUAUGGCUAUGACAGCAAGAUUAUAAUGGAAUACUGAUAAUGGAAGAUUGGACACUGAAAUUACUGAACUUAACAGGACUAUUGAAGAUGGAAGAUGGAAUUAAUAGGGAUAAUGGAAUAAUGGCUAUUGAAAUUAUUGGACCUAACAGAUUUUGAUGAGAUGGAUUAAUCGAUAUGUUUAU